This is a messenger RNA of Aphanomyces astaci, 1626 nucleotides long. RefSeq lists its product as hypothetical. The transcript is spliced from 5 exons. Bases 1 to 1626 code for a protein of 541 amino acids. NCBI's taxonomy places the organism in Eukaryota, Oomycota, Saprolegniomycetes, Saprolegniales, Verrucalvaceae. The record is from RefSeq and is a predicted model, not a curated record.
AUGCUACGCUUCCAGCAGAACCUGGAACUCACCUGGGAUAAGGAAAGGUCGUUACUCCUGCAGGACAAGGAAGUUUCGUUGCUCGCUGUGAAGAACCAACACACAGACGAACUUCUACGAGUGUCGCCGGAAGCGGAACACACUAUCGAGCCUGCGGAACGGAACUGCGGAAAUUGCCCCAUCCUGGAGCAGGAGAAGUGCAUCCUCGCGGAAAGACUCCGACUCCAGGAAGAACAACUCCGCGAGACUGAUCGGCAGAAAGAACGUUUCGAGCAACUCUGGGGAAAGGGGCGUCGUCUACUCCAGGAGUCCGAACAACGUACGCUGGUCUCGCACGAAGCACUGAACAACGCCCAGGCCCGGGUUCAGGAAAGUGAGACCCGAGGGUCUCAACUCCAGGAACAACUCCUAAAUGUUAACAUUCGGUAUGAACAGGAGCUACAAGAGGAGCAGAUCCUACGCGAGGAAAUGGAAAGGGAUGUCCAAGAACAACUGCAAGCACUGACGUUGGAUCGUGACUCGGAGGAACGGAUUGUAGUAGCUCAAGAAAGGGUGGAGCUCAUUAAGUCGCGGGAAGAACACGAAGCAAACCUACAAAAGGUGUCAGACGCUCAGACACGAUUGGGGCUGAACACGACCCUCCUGCUCCUGCGGGAAGAAGAGCUAACUAUCCUCCGGGAAAGGGAGGCUUUCGCUCAGGAAGUCAACAAAUCCUACUCGAACCUUCGUCGGCAACAGUCUUCAUUACAAGUGAAUCAGCAAACGUUGGCCUUGCAACUUCAGGAAGGCCAACUCCGAUCAGGAUCGGCCCCUUACUCAAUGGUGGAUACACUUCAACGGGCAAUGGGCCCUAUCCCGGUGUUUAUGCAACAAACCGAGGUCGCUACGGAAACCAUGUCGGGUGCCGACAGGUGUCUAUGGCCGUGCUAUGGCUUCUCAAAAGCCGUUCAUGCCCGAGAGACCAAAGCAACGAGCACCUCCCGAGUACAUAUCCCAGAACUCCCCACGGAGACCAGGGCGGUGCAUUCGGUGGAGGAUUUAGCACCCCUCCCGGUCCUCCGUCGUACCCAACUCCGGGGGGGCCUGGGGGGCACAACCCCUUCGAACGCACUGGAGGCCGAGGAGACCCCCCCGGACCUCCUAGAGGAGGCGGACCUGGAUGUGGCGGCGAUGAUCAUGGGGGUAGAGGUGUACCCAGAUUUCCACGACGCCCUGGCGACACAAAGAACGGUCGCCCAUCUCAAACGUGAGGACCCGCGGGAACCACCGGCACAUAAAGCCCAUGAACCCGCGCCUUCGGCUUCACUACACAACUCACCGGCCAACUUGUCCACUGUCCACCCCACUUCCACGGUCUAUGUCAAAAGUAACUUCCCAUGGCUUGUCUUAUGCCGCAUCUCACUAUCCACAGCAGCGCAGGAAACAAGGACGAAACCAGGCAAGGAAGAGAUCCAAAUUGACUGGAAGGAUUCCAGCCUGAGCCUCGAACAGAAAGAACUCCUCCGAAAACUCCCCCUGCGCUUCGACCUCUUCGUCUCGAUAUCAAAAGCCCCGGGAAGGUCUGACCUGACCAAAUGCCACAUAAAAACCGGGGAUGCGAGCCCUAUCAAACAAGCGCCAUUCUGA